Messenger RNA from Pocillopora verrucosa, 1519 nucleotides. NCBI's taxonomy places the organism in Eukaryota, Metazoa, Cnidaria, Anthozoa, Scleractinia, Pocilloporidae. The record is from RefSeq and is a predicted model, not a curated record.
UUGAGACUCGUUUCCAAGUCACUACUCUUGAUAGGUUUUCCGCGGGGUUGGAGGAGGCCGUGGUUAUCCGGCAAAUUGAUGUCUGGUGACUCUUUCACUUCUCGAAUAGAUGGAAGACAAACAAAGUGGCCCAACAAAUGCUGAGUUACCAAAAGAUCAACUGGAAAGCAAAGACUCAUGUGGUGAUGAAUUACAGUCUGAUGGAGAUGGUGAAGAAAAGCCAGCAGAAGGAAAUGGCUUUGUAACACAGUUAGCAGACAGUCAGUCUUUAAGUUCAGAAGAUUCAUCCAAGAAUGAUGGUUUGAGGAGCAAAAUCCCUCGUGUCAACUGUCCAGAGCACAUUAUAUUAUGUUUGGAUGUAUCAUCAGAGAUGAAGUCAACAUCAUUUCAAAAUAAAAGUGUUUCAGAUAGGACAGCAUUUCAGCUGGUCCAAAGGGCAGGAGAAAUCUUUGUGAAGACCAAGUCAAAACUGAAUGCACAGCACAAGUUUUGUGUUGUUGGCCUGGAUGAUAUUCCAACUUUUCAGAAUGAUUUCACCAGUGAUGUGGUAAAUAUCUGCAGCAUGCUAAACCUUCUUCAUCCAGUAGAUGAACUUUCAACAGAUGGGGAAUAUGACAUGGCAAAGUUAUUUGAAGCAAUACAACAAAAUGUUACUUUACCACAUGUAGAAGACAUAUCACUGCCUCCUCCAUAUGUUGUACGACUUAUUAUAGUGUAUGGACGAUCUUACUGCAUACCAGUCAUGUCUACAAGAGCAAAGGAGAUAUUUUCACAACUGUCUGCCUGCCCAUAUUUCUUUCUUGAUGUUCUUUAUGUUCAUGAGCUUCCAUCUGAAAUGAAUCUGUGUAAAGAAAUAUAUGAUAUUUUCUGUGACAUGGACGAAGAAGAAGAUGGGUUUAUGUUGGAAGUAUCACGCAGUACAACGCGGCUGUUUGACCAUAUGGCAGCAUUGGUGGCACAUCCGUUACAAAGACCUAAACAACGCGAUACAUCUUACACCCUGACAUUAAGAGAAGAUUAACCACGAACUAUAUUUCAAUCAGGACACUUCAGUGCUCUAGUGAAGUGAUACGAAUUAAUCCAAUUAUUUUGUAAACAGUUUUUAGAAUAUAUAUUAAUACGGACCUUCCGUCAUAGCACAGCGCUCCAUCCACGAAACAAAACAAAUCUGACAAUAUUUACAGGAAACUUGAAUAUAGUACACGAUAUCAUCACAUAUACAGUGUUUGCACUGAACUCUAAUUAAAGGGUUUCACACAUUGAUAUUGUGAAAUACAUCUGCACAACUCUUCCUUUGAAACCAAUCACUGAUCAAAGACAAUUUUCCAAGUGGUGUGUGAUUUGUUCCUCAGAGAUUAACUGGAACCUGUUACUGUUCAGUCAAAGUGUUUCAGUUGUACUUUGAGUAUUAAAGGUGUUAAUGUGAGGAUCGUGCCUAUCAAUGCAUAACAUAUUGUGUUAAUUGAUGUUGUGUAUCCUUUGUUUCUGAUUAAGACAUAAGAAUGUUAUCACUUAAUUA